GGCUGUACAUACGUGCAACCAACCUCCCGCACCCCAAACCCAGACACAACAAGAAGGACAGAAGCAAGGACAAGUUGCCAUUCCUCCCUUCUCCCCUUCCACACGAGCGUCCUGCAGCUGGUGCGGCGCAUGAGACGACGAGACGACGAGACGACAAGAAAACUUUGCAGCCUCCCUCCACCAACAGCAUCGAGGCUGCUGUUCCACCCUCUCGGCUGUCCUCCGUCACAGCCGGCAUUCUCGUCGUCGUCGACACCCACAGAGGGGUUUGACGCCCACGCCGGGCUACUCAGGCUGCGUGCGUCCCAUUCAAGGCAAAAUACCCAUUAGGUCAAGACACAUCGGAAAGGCCCCUGUCCAGCGAACCACCAGACCACCUGCUUUCGGGCAGAUAUCCCGUCCUGCGCCCGCUGCAUAUCGCCAUUCCCCAUCGAGGAAUCCGAUAUGCCCAAGCAAAAGGCCAGCAAAUCUGUCGCCAAAGCAAAGCUUCCGAGCGUGGCCGCAGCUGCUGAACCACCCUCCUGGCCUGCCUUUAAACCCCCGCUCCCCCUAAUCGACCUGCAGCCCGAGUCGCUCCUGGAUGACAGGGUCGUCCUCAUCAGGAACUUCUGGCCAAAGUCGCUCUGCCGGGACUAUGCCUCCUUCUUGCGCACCUUGCCGCUCACCACCACGCCCGGUCAGCCUAGACGAGGGGAUGCUGUCAGGGUGAAUGACCGGUUUCAGGUCCACGACCAGGGUUUUGCCAACCGUUUGUGGCUUGACACAGGUCUGCGGGAUGUGCUGCUGGGCGAUGACUGGAGAUCGCUGUGGGGCGGAGACCCCGUUGGCUUGUCCCCCAAUAUCCGGAUAUAUAGAUACAAGCCGAAACAAUUCUUUGACGCACACUACGACGAUUCCAAUACUAUUGUCUCCGAAUUCGAUCGGGGAAAACCCGUCACUACCAGGACAACGUGGACUAUGCUGCUGUAUCUCACCUCGGCAGCGGACGGAUGUCGAGGCGGUGAGACGGUAUUCUUUCCCAAUGACCGAAGGGUGGCCAAGGAAGAAGUUGCCGUGGCGCCUGAGACAGGCAUGGUUCUGCUUCACAAACACGGGGAUGACUGCAUGCUUCACGAAGGGCGCGAGGUUACUGCUGGAGAGAAAUGGAUUAUCCGGAGCGAUAUUUGCGUCAGUAAAUAGUUUCUUUCACUCUCUCACAAGGGGAGGACUAACGAACACUCUACCAUGUGACCGGCCGACCCAAUCGAAAAGGUGGCUAUGCCUUCUUGUUUCCACAUGUCAUCUAGCGCACCACUCUCGGUCCUUUGGCACCAACAUCCCCUUGUUCCCUUCUGUUAUGUUGUUGCCGAUGACAGUGGGGAUCAUAACAACAGGCGCUUGUCGCACUAUGCAGCCCCCCAGCGAAUCACAUAUGGUCGGGACCUAUUGCCACUUCUGAAGUCCGCGAAGACUUUGUCUUAAUCACCUGAGAUCAACUACCACAACAUCCGAAGGAUGCACAGGCUCUGUUCAAAGUUGUAGGUUCGAAAAUCCGCAGCCAGUAGAUUGAGUCUGUUGCCCAAGGAAUAUGAAAUGUCAUGCGGCCAACAACAUCUGAGGUCAUGCCGAUGCGCCUCGAUUACUUCUCAAGGUGCACUCGGCACGCGAAUGCGUCCAAGCGACAGCAAUUUUGCCACCUUCUCAAAUCAUCUCCUCGUACAACACCACCCCAAGCACCCACUCCGUUCAGGUCUCCUGGAGGUCUCCUGGAGGUCUCCAUUGAGGAGUCGAAUCUGACUUGCUUCUGGUGCGCGAUCUGCCCGGGUGUUCUGGUCUGCCGAUAUUGGCUCACUCGGGGGAAGGCCAAGAGGAGGUGGAUUCUGAAAGGACAUUGCCCCCUGGUCCUUCUGCCGCACUUGCGUCCGAAUUUGUUCGGGAGACUUAUCAUGCACAUUCUGACUGGUAUUGAGCCCUAGAGACUAGUUGUGCAACGAGCUCAAAUCAUGCUGUCGAUCCCCUUGUUCCCGAGUGCUUGUUUAAUCCUUGCGCUACAUGCUCGUGCCGGCUCACGCAGCAACACGGAUUCCGUCGGGUGUUACCUCUUCUUGGGCGUCGUGACAUCUGUGGUCUGACUUCAAAUACUACUGUUCCAGCUUGGUCAUCUUGAUCUACUACAUGGCAAUUGGCUGGCGUUAUUCAACUGGAGGCAACUUCCGAUUCGGAUAUUGGACACAUACCAGGGAAUCCACAUUUCAAAUUGCAAUUCAAUUACCUAUGACCUAAAUUCUGGUCGAAAUGAUCUCUCAUCAUCAUAUGAUGGUUAUCAUCGCGAUGGAUAGCUGGUAUGAAUAAAAUCACGUGUGCCAUAUAUUGGUGAACCCCACCGUUG
This is a messenger RNA of Diaporthe batatas, 2368 nucleotides long. RefSeq lists its product as uncharacterized. The transcript is spliced from 4 exons. The record is from RefSeq and is a predicted model, not a curated record. Gene Ontology annotation, molecular function: procollagen-proline 4-dioxygenase activity; iron ion binding; L-ascorbic acid binding. Gene Ontology annotation, cellular component: endoplasmic reticulum. Gene Ontology annotation, biological process: peptidyl-proline hydroxylation to 4-hydroxy-L-proline. NCBI's taxonomy places the organism in Eukaryota, Fungi, Ascomycota, Sordariomycetes, Diaporthales, Diaporthaceae. Bases 445 to 1179 code for a protein of 244 amino acids.